AGGAAGUAGGGACCCUAGUUAGGGAACAAGUGCGCGGAUUAAAACACAGCCCUCAGUGAUCCAGUAAAGAGGAAACAUCAAGAGCUUCGAGGGUGAUGAUGGUGUCUGACUUUUACUGGUGACUCAGCACUGAACACCUGAACACAAUGGAGGACUCGUCCAAAGAAGAAUACAAGAUCCAUUCCUUCGAUCCAGAGACACAGAAACUGCUUAUCACAGCUCUUAAAGAACCAGGUUUGGUGGAUCUGGAGACGGUGUGUAACAUCAUCGUGGACCAGUCUCUGAGGGAUCAGAUGUUCAGCAAAGAAGCGGGACGCAUGUGCUUCACUAUCGUCCAGGCGGAGGCCAAGCAGAACAACAGCAGCGUGUUUCGCCAUCAUCUCUUGGACCGACUGCAGCAGGAGUUCAAGAGUCGCGAGGAGACGAGGAAGAGGUCCGUACAGGAGUGGGUGUGUUACGUCUCCUUCAUCUGUAACAUCUUCGACUACCUCAAGGUAAAUAACAUGCCCAUGAUGGUUCUGGUUCACCCGGUGUACGACUGUCUGAUGCGACUCGCCCAAUCAGAUGCACUCAAAAACGAAGAGGAGGUGGACUGCCUGGUGCUGCAGCUGCAUCGUAUCGGAGAUCAGCUGGAGAAGGUGAACGGCGAGCGCAUGGACGAGCUCUUCUCCAUGCUGCGUGACGGCUUCCUGCUGCAGCACGACCUCAGCUCGCUCGCUCGCCUCCUCCUGCUCGAAAUCCUCGAGUUCCGUGCUGGAGGCUGGAGACUCAGUGACACGGCUCAGAGGUACUACUACAGCGAACUGCAAGACUGAGCCACUGACCGACUCAUGGACUGACGCCUCGGCCAAUCAGCAGCUGGAAGACGAUCGGACACUCUUUGUUCCUACAGGACACUUAGAAACGUGUGUUAAGUCUGGACUUGUUUAUAAGCAAUCGAGUGCCUUCUAUGAGUUUGUGUGUGUUUAUCAGCAGACGAACAGAAGAGUGAAGGAGUGUGACAGAGUGACAGUCUGCAGGGUUCAGCAGAGUGACGAAUGACAUGAGGAUGAAGAAUCAGUGUGUCCUGUUCUCUAGAGAUCUAAAGAUAGAUUGAUGAAAAUGUCACCGUUAUGUCAGUGUAGUGUAAAGGACCUGUAGUGUGUCUGUGAUCCGUACUCCAGUUCUGGUCUGUCUACCACUUGCAACUUAAUUAAGACUUUGGACUUAAUUAUGAGGUAAAAGCCUCAGAUUUUGGACAGAUGACGAACCUCGACUCGGACUCGAACUUUUGAGUAAGUCUUUGGACAGAACGUAAUCACCAUCGUUGCCUUGCCUCGUUAUUGAGCAGUAAUAAGACCAAAGCAGAGAUGAUAUCCUGAUUAAACCGCUUUACUCCGGGGAGGUGAGAAGGAUCUCCAGCACGGUGCUAACAUCACGUUCCUUUAAUUAAAACGGACUGGAUGAAGGUAGAUACUAUUGGGGGAGGGGCUUAAUCUAUACUUCAUCUAAAUAAUAAUUACACACCAGUUCGAUCUGUUUACACAAAACACAGGGUUUGUACAUUUUAGUGUGAAAAAGUCUUCCAUGCUGAUAAAGUUUGUCCUGAGCACCGUCACACCGUCAGGUUAACCUCAGUCUCUGUUUCACUACGACACGGUGAGAUCACCAGCUGAUUGUUGUGGUGUGAAUCUUUGGCACAACUUAUGAAUUGACACAACCCUAAACUUCCUGAUGUGCAUAAAACAAACACCUGGAGCUCUUUAUACCCUCAUGUGGGUCUCAGUUCAUGUCUUUAUGAUGUUUAUAGACUGUAUUCUGCACCAUGAACAACUGAGGACAUCACCCUCAGCUUUACAGAACCAGACCUGGAGGAUUUCUUUAAAGAGUUUUCACUGUUGACAUUUCUGAAAAUAAAUCCAAAGUCAUCGCA
Messenger RNA from Tachysurus vachellii, 1912 nucleotides. RefSeq names its product MIF4G domain containing b (gene mif4gdb). Lineage: Eukaryota; Metazoa; Chordata; Actinopteri; Siluriformes; Bagridae. The transcript has 6 exons. The record is from RefSeq and is a predicted model, not a curated record. Gene Ontology annotation, molecular function: translation activator activity; protein binding; RNA binding. Gene Ontology annotation, biological process: regulation of translational initiation. Gene Ontology annotation, cellular component: cytosol. The coding region runs from base 147 to 815 and encodes 222 amino acids.